AUGAUGAAUUUUCAGGAGAUAUCAAUUACACAAGGACUUCAUGUGAGUGAAUUCAAUGAAAUUAUUUCAAUGAAAGAACUGAAAUCCAUUUGUCCUCAGAUCAAUUGGAGUUAUUUAUUGAAAGAAUUACUGAAACAAACUGGAUAUGAAAAAUCCAAGCAGCCAUCAAUCAUUGUAGAAGGACGAUAUCAGCUUAAACAUCGUUGUGAAUUAUAUGGUGAUGUAAUGAAAACAGAAAAAGAUAAAAGAUCUCCUUUAGAAUUACCGAUAUUUACAACUCGCGCUUACUACAAUAUGAAUGCAAACCGUGUUUAUAUGAAUGCUGGAGUGUUGCAACCUCCACUUUAUUAUGAAAAUGGUAGUUUAGCUUCGAAAUUUGGAGCACUUGGUUGGAUUAUAAGUCAUGAGAUUAUGCACGGAAUAGGUAUCCAAGGUGUACUGUUUGAUUCAGCUGGUACUAGUCUAACUGGUUUGGCUGGUCUUAUGUUAUCUUCUGUGAUAGAAACUAAAGCUUCAUGUAUUAGUGAUCAAUAUAGACUUUAUGAAUUUACCGAUUACAAAAUAAACUCAGAAAACACCGAUAUCGGUCAGUCGAAAUCAAAUAUGCUGAAUAUAUUUUAUGAUCCGUUGGGAUUAGAAACAACUAAUUGUGAUGACAGUGGUUAUCCGGUAGUUAACAGUAUUAAAAAAAUGUCUAAUCCUUCACAUAGUUUUCAUCCAUCUGAUGGCAAACAUAAUCUGCUUGAAUCCAAAGACAAUGAUCUAAAUGUUAUUAGCAUAAAAAUGAAUGUUUGUAUGGAUGAUACGUUUUUAUUGGAAUUUUUAGACAAAAUUUGA
Schistosoma mattheei is the source of this 837-nucleotide messenger RNA. The record is from the annotation of a GenBank genome assembly. NCBI's taxonomy places the organism in Eukaryota, Metazoa, Platyhelminthes, Trematoda, Strigeidida, Schistosomatidae.